Bursaphelenchus okinawaensis is the source of this 1240-nucleotide messenger RNA. The record is from the annotation of a GenBank genome assembly. NCBI's taxonomy places the organism in Eukaryota, Metazoa, Nematoda, Chromadorea, Rhabditida, Aphelenchoididae.
AUGGUUACGACCACUUAUAAAAAGUUGAUCAAGUCCGACGGACCAGGCAGCGAGUUGGAACGCCAAGUAGCCGACUACCUGACCGAGCUCACGGGAUCCGAAGACCUGAAGAACCAACUCUCCGAGUUGUACUUCGUUGGAGCUGAUGUAGGUUUUUUGAAUAUUGUUUUUGUUGGUUUAGAUAUGGACAUAAUUUGAUGGCUGGAUUUUUUAGAGUAAGGCUGGGUGACUGAAAAUCUCUGCUUUGUCGGGACUUAAGGAUGCAAUAGGGUGAAUAAUUGUUUUAGUAGAUGCUUAAGAUAAUGUUAAAGCUUAUUUAGUAAGAAUUUUAAGAGACUUUGCUUUAAUUUACAAGUUAUGCACAGUUUAUGUUACACUUGACAAUAACACGAAAUUUCUAAAAAUCUUUAAUUUUAUUGAAUAAUUUUAAAAUAUUGUUGAAGUAAAACUCAAAGCUUUUUUUAAAGUUGUUUAUGCUUACUUUUAAAGCACCAACACUAAAUUAUGGAUGUUUUAAUAACAUUAAACUACUUCUUUUAACGGUUGGUUAAAAAUGUUAUUUUUAGAAAUACGAAUUCGGAAACAAGAACGUUAUCCUUAUCUGGGUACCAGUCCCUCAACUCCGUGACUACCAACGCAUCCACAGCAAAUUGGUCAGAGAAUUGGAGAAGAAAUUCAGCGGGUCUCAUGUUGUUUUCGUUGCUAAGGUAAGGUUUAACUUCAGUUUUUUGAUACAGUUGGAAGUUGUAUGCUUUUCUUUGUAUAUUUGUUAGAGCUUUAUUGAAAAAUCUUUGGUUUAUUGCUGAAACUGAAAAUAGAUCUUGCUGGGGAGAAGAUAGUUCAAUUUUGAGAAAUUCUAUGCAUAAAAAAUUCAUUAUUGUGCUUUUUCUUUAAAGCUCAUUUUCCUAGAUAUGUUAACUUACUAACUAUACUCUUAUUUCAGCGCCGUAUCCUCCCCAAGCCUCUCCGUGGCAAAAACCGUCUGCCAGAAAAGCAAAAGCGACCACGUUCCCGCACCUUGACCGCCGUUCAAGAUGGCUACCUCGCCGACUUGGUCUACCCAGCCGAGAUUGUCGGACGCAGAAUCCGCAUCAAGUUGGAUGGCAAGCAAGUGCACAAGGUCCACCUCGACAAGGCUCAACUCACCAACGUUGAACACAAGGUCGACUCUUUCAGCUCCGUCUACAAACAACUGACCGGCAAGGAAGUCGUCUUCGAAUUCCCUGAACCACUAUUCUAA